Messenger RNA from Monomorium pharaonis (pharaoh ant), 3799 nucleotides. RefSeq lists its product as uncharacterized. The coding region runs from base 1261 to 2190 and encodes 309 amino acids. The record is from RefSeq and is a predicted model, not a curated record. NCBI's taxonomy places the organism in Eukaryota, Metazoa, Arthropoda, Insecta, Hymenoptera, Formicidae. Gene Ontology annotation, molecular function: transcription regulator activity. Gene Ontology annotation, cellular component: nucleus. The transcript has 4 exons.
CUCGGAACUCGUGUCGUAGCGGUACGACGCUCGGUCGGGUAUCUCCGCGUCGUGGGCCACACGCUCGGCCGGUGUCGGCUCGCAUACGCUCGCUCUGGCUCGCUCUGUUCCGCUGUGCUCCACAGCUCCAGUCGUACUCGGGUCUUGCUCGCGUGUGAGUCUUUCGUGCUAACCGAGCUCAACGAAAUCACAUUUAGCGUGCGCGUGCACCUAUAACGGAGAUCAGACAGUCUUUCUCUCUCUCUCUCUCUCUCUCUCUCUCUCUCUCUCUCUCUCUUUCUCUUACGAGUACAUAGAGUUUUUCCUCGGCAUAUGUACAUCUGAGUACAUACGUGAGUGCAAGUAAAUGUAUAUCGAACGUAAUCACGCGCGCGCGCGCGGGGGGGGAGUGUGUGCCCGUGUGUCCGCGUGGUUCACGUGUAGCGGUAACGCUAUUACUAGUUAACGGUUAACGCGCGAUCUCAGGUCGAUAUACGGUUGUCGCACUGAUAUACAAUGUACACUUGGUAUACCUAGCGACACGUAACAAAGAUAUAUAUGUACAUAUAAAAAUUUGCACAUAUACAUGUAUAUAUAUGUAUAGCGAAUUGUGUAAAGCUACCACGAGUGCUCCGAAUUAAUUCCGUUAGUUGUAACGUGUGCGUGGGGUGAAACCAUCACGAGAGAAGGAGCAAAAGGAGCGGAAAAGGAGAAGAGGCAUAUACCGAGGGGAGAGAGAAGCGGCGAGAGGAGUCGUGCGCGCGAGCAGGAAGGAAGAACAAAGAACGACAACGUGCCACUGGCAGGCCUACGUGCGAGAAAAGACCGUCUCUCUCUCUCUCUCUCUCUCUUUCUUCCCUCUCUCCGAUUCGAUAACUUUAUCUCUCGCGCUGACGUUCGCUCGCUCUCACCGCGCGCUGCGACUUACGUGCGAACAACGGCAACAACGAGGGAGCGACUCGUUUCGGUGCUUAAGAUUAAAAAUUUAGGAUUCUCAAAUUGCAUUGCACAUGCGCGAGAACAAGCGAGCCGUUAAAAAAAGAAACCAGAUGUGUAACGGAUGAGAAUGAAAUGCUUGAAGAUAAUAAUUGGUGGCAGUCAUCGAGUCGCGUGACAAGUCAAGUGAACAUAAAGACACUCUCACGCUGCGUGGCACAAAUCCAAAGGCAGUCUUGUGAAGCUCCAAGUAUAUUCAAAGUACGCUAUUCGGUUUUACGAGCUGCAGAGUACGUAUCAGAGACGGAAAACGCGACUAGAUUGACGUCGUAAAUAGAUUCUAAAAUGAGAUUGGAGGAGGAUCUGGUGAUCCGCAGGAGUCGACCCACGAUGAUCUCCGCCAAAUAUCGCGCUCGCGAGGAACGUCGCCGUCUGCUCAAGAUUUCUGCUGGCAAGCUGAAAAGAAUCGAGGACCCGGAAGCGAGCUUGUGCCGAUCGGUUCUCAUAAAUAACGCGGUACGACGGCUGCAGCGUGAAAAUCGGGACGAAAAGACACGAAGUUACGGUACACUUCCAGUGGUGACAUCGUACAUGGACGACGUCAGCAAGGAAAAUAACAUCACUGGGAGCCUCAUCGCCGACGUAACGGAUGAGGAAACUUCCUCGAGGAAGAGGCUGGCCGAUGAUUCAAGAAACGACGGACUCAAUGCUAAGCGGCAUAGGCACGAUGAUUUGGACUUACAGGACGACGUAUUCGAUUUCUACAUCUUGCCGCCAACGCCACGUUUGCUCUCGCACAUUGACGAGAUUCAGCCAGAAGCAAUAGGAUCACAUCACAACGGCAGUCAUCAUUUGGGUUUCCCAGAGGAUCGACUAAACGACAGCGUGGUUGACGUGCGAUCGAACGGCACGAUCAUCGGGUGCGUAGGUAGCACCUCGGUCACGACUAACAACGGCAAUAGCGUCGACGGCGCGACGAGUUGUCACUCCGUGCUCUUCCCCGUCGUCGGAGAUCUCAACGACGCGAACGCGCAACUUUCGAGACCGGAAACCGACAUGAUGGAAGUGGCCGAUGUAGUCGAUCCCGAUCGGCUUUGCGACUUUUCCAGAUUCGCCGACUCUGCAAAGACUCUCGAGGAACGACUGGCCGAAUUGCAAUCCUUGGACGAGCACUUCGAUCUCACCAAGUUCGAGCGCAACAACAAUCAGAGUUGCGGCCGCGCUUUCCAUGACAUACAGACCUUCCACAGUCUGGUGCCGGGUCUGGAGACCUAGACGGCGGUAUUGGGUCAAGACCAAGCUGAGCCGGUGUUGUAGGAUGUCAUUGGUGACGACCUGAUGAUAUAUCGACUUUGCGAUGCACAGAGUCUUGCCUGGCGAGAAGUCACGCGUCGUAUUUUAUCCUUGUGCGCUCGUAGAAAAAUGAUGAAAAACGCAUGCGUCGAACGCGUCGAUGCCGUAUUUAGUACUCUGAAAGAUUUCUUACCGUGGGCAAACGGAUAAUGGGCUAACAAUAAAUUGUAUCUUUUGGACCACAUGCUAUUCAUCUGUUGAUAUAAACCAACAGCAGUUUUCACACAACUUGCAAUAAGACUUUAGAUCCCACACAGCACACAUCUUUCAGAAAGCUUUCUGAAAGAUAUUUGAAAAAUAUCUUCUGUCAGAUGUCUUUCAGAAAAUUUUCUGAAAGAUGUGCUGUAUAUGAUAUAACCUUUUUGUACCGUUAAACUACAAGGAAUAACAUAAUGUUAUUCCUUUCAAAAUGCGACAAAAGUAACACGUAACUUUGCUGUUUUAAGAUUAUUAACAUUAAAAGAUGCAAUCGCGGGAUAACAUUCUAAGCUCAACGGAAGUCGGAAUUGUAAUUGAAAAUUUUAUCUUAAUUUGUUACAACUUUAUUAUAAUAUAUACGAUUUAAAUUAAAUGAAAUUUAAAUUUAAUUAUUGUAUAAGAAGAGGAGAAUGAUGACAUUAAGGAGGUUCUAACAUUUAAUAAAAUGUAAGACAGAUCUAUAAUUAUAUAUAUGUAUAUAUAUACAUACAGGGUGAGUAAAAAGUACCGGAUCGAUGAAAUAUCUCGAAAAAUAUGGGAGAUACGGAAAAAUGUUUUAGACAAAAGUUGUACAGUUUAAAAAGGACUAUAUAAUGAUAAAAUUUAUUUUUGAAAAAAUAUUUUUUUAAACGGAACCCGCUAUUUCUGAUUACAUGUUUCUGUAGCUGACUUCGAGACUUUUUCAAAACACUAUCGAUAAACUUUUUUUUUGUUAAGUACUUUUCGAGAUAUGAGUUGACAAAGUUCAAAUACCGCAACUUUUGUCUGAAACAUUUUUCCGUAUCUCCUAUAUUUUUCGAGAUAUUUUACCGGUCUGGUACUUUUUACUCACCUUGUAUAUAUAUAUACAUAUAUAUACAAGAUGAAAUUCGAAAGUUAAUUAUAUCAACAAUAUCUAAAAAAAAAAUUAUUUCAGAUAUUUUCAUGUAGGACAAAAAGUUAAAAAAUAUUCUAAUUACAAUAGAAAGUAAACAUUUAAGUUUGUUCUAAUAAAGUUCUAUUUAAAUUGAUCGUAUAAUUUGAGAAAAAUUUAUACUAUUUUUUGAUAAAGAAAAGAAUAUUUUUCAGAAAUAGGCAACGCAUGUGUAGUGACGUAAUAACGUUAUGGACCUAUCAGAGUUAGCUGAGUUAGCCAAUUUAAAAUAUACUUAUAAUUUUGGUACAUCAUCAUUUUUUAUAAAAUCGAAAUGUUUCGAACCAAUUGAAUUGACAAUCAGUUAGACGUACAGUGGAACCCCGCGUUAGCGUACUCCGCGUUAGCGGAAACUAUCCCCUCCAUAUGCACUCGGCCCACAUGAGUAGCGUGUGUGGGGAUAGCAAUGCAGUCACAUAG